AGGGUGGAAGGCAGUUUUACAGCUUUGACAUACUACCUAGAAGGUUAGGGCACAAGGAGAGCACAGAUUAAUGACUGCUCAGUCUUGAUCAGUUGUGAACAAACAAUAGGCCAGAGUCCAGGAUGAACUCCUACUUAGACUACCCAGUGUGUAACAGGGGUGCAAAUAUUUUCAGUGCAAAGGCCGGAUACCACAAUUUGAACCAUGGAUACAUGUCCAACUCGUGCAGUGCAACAAGUGAUAGUUACUCAGCAGACGGGCGUUUAGUUGCUGCAACUUCAGCUCCACACCAGACCUCCAGCAGCCUCCCUCUGCACCACCAGACACACCACAACCUGGAUCUGCAGUUUGCACCACCUGGGAGCUCCAUGUACGGGUCUCCUCUGGAGUACGGACAUCACCAGUACGAGCAGGACAGGAGCUUCAUUCAUGCUCAGGUUUCUCCCCUUGGAACAAACAUGGCUCCCUAUACUGGAGACAGCUGUGGGCCUGGAGUUGCACCACCAGGCAGCCAGUAUCUACACUUUGGAAACGGAGAUCAGAGGCAGCAAGAAUAUCCAGAGAGCGUUUACACAAGAUUACCACUCCAAAGCAAGGAGAAGGAUCUGGACCCUGUGGAGGAAACUUCUAAAACAUUCGACUGGAUGAAAGUGAAGAGGAAUCCUCCUAAAACAGCUGUCCUGUCGGAGUUCGGUGUUCCCGGCCAACACAACGUGAUCCGCACCAACUUCACCACCAAGCAGCUGACCGAGCUGGAGAAAGAGUUCCACUUCAACAAGUACCUGACGCGGGCUCGGAGGGUGGAGGUGGCCGCCAGUCUGGAGCUCAACGAGACGCAGGUGAAGAUCUGGUUCCAGAACCGCAGGAUGAAGCAGAAGAAACGCGAGAAGCUCGGCUGCGUUUUGAUCAACGCUGCAGCACCUGUGGAGAAACCAUCCGGCUCUGACAGCUCUCCAAAGGGGAAAGGGAAAGACUGUGAGCCGUGAUGGGACUUUUGAAAAACAAAACACUAUGACUGGAGGCCUGAGCAGUUUUCCACUUCUCUCCUUCAGUCGCACCAUUCCAGAAAAACUGUGAAAAUGCAUGUGGACUUUGUGAAGUAUAUACAGGGUAUGUCUGUGUCUGCUUAUAGUGCAAUGAUUAAUGCUGAGAAAACUUUUAAAAAUGUCUUUUCAUCCGUUCUUUGUAUUUGUUAACCUUCUUAUCAUAAGGCCAUGCUGUAUGUUUUUAUGUUGGAGCACUGAAUCACUCAGUGUCAUUGUUUGCACUAUUUAUUUACAGGGUAUUUUUCCAACAACUGCUGAGAUGUUUUAGUUUAAUAAAGUUUAUAAAAUGAAAAAGAAGUGUUGUAUUUGCUGUUUAUGUAAAAAGAAAAAAUGCUGUAACAAAUGCUCAUAAUCACAAUUAAGUCCAAUCAAACUUUUAAUUUUGAUACAGAAUUUUCUCUUUGACAAAAUCUUGUCCUGCUAUUUUUAAAAAAAUAUAUGUAAAUAAUAAAUUGUUCUAAAUAUGAA
Sebastes umbrosus (honeycomb rockfish) is the source of this 1514-nucleotide messenger RNA. It is a transcript of the gene hoxb1b, whose product is annotated as homeobox B1b. The transcript is spliced from 2 exons. Gene Ontology annotation, molecular function: DNA-binding transcription factor activity, RNA polymerase II-specific; RNA polymerase II cis-regulatory region sequence-specific DNA binding. The record is from RefSeq and is a predicted model, not a curated record. Lineage: Eukaryota; Metazoa; Chordata; Actinopteri; Perciformes; Sebastidae. Gene Ontology annotation, biological process: regulation of transcription by RNA polymerase II. Bases 123 to 986 code for a protein of 287 amino acids. Gene Ontology annotation, cellular component: nucleus.